UUUAGGGGCCCUUGUAACAAAAUGGCAAGAGUUUUCAUCAACAAUGUUGACAGUUACACUGGAGAGCAGCUUGCUAAGAUAUUUUCGAACACUGUAGUUGGUUCAACUGUAGAGGAAGCUGUUGAUGACGAUGAGGUCUCACAACGUGCCCAAGUUAAAUACGAAGUAGUUGGUACUCUCUCAGACAGGACUGCUGCGAAACCAUCUUGUGUCACCGAGAUUGUUGAGGCUAAGAAUGUAGACGACCUCCUUACAGCUCUCAUCCAGUGCGAUGUUGUUGUGUACGAUGUUUCAACUUCUGAGUCCGAGGUUGAGGACUGCUUGCUGGCUUGUAAUGCCCUUCAUGAGCAGAUUGCCAACUUCAAAAGCCCAAAAACUUUUAUCUGUUUAUCAAGUGUUAUGACUUGGUGCAAGACGAAACCCAACGAACCGGUUAGAUUGAUGGAACCGGAACAGCCAUUCACAGAAGAAGAUUAUCGCAGAAGAAAACCCCAUCCUAAUUUCAAGAGCGAGAUUAAUGUCGAAAAACAAGUUAUCAAGUUGGGCAAAACGGACAAAACCAGGUUCCUGACUUAUGUUGUGGCUGCGGGACUUCCGUACGGAGGAAAAGAAGACAUUUUCCAUUACUUCUUCAAGGUGGCUUGGCACGGUGACACAGAGGCUCUGAACAUCAUUGGAACAGGAGAGAACAUCAUCCCCUCAAUACAUGUCCAGGAUCUCAGUAACAUUGUUACCUCUGUUGCAGAUGCUAAACCCAAAACUCGUUAUAUUGUAGCUGUUGAUGAUUCGAUGAACUCUAUGACUGAUAUUAUCACUUGUAUAAGCAAGAACCUGGGGACGGGAAACGUGAUGAACAUAACCCGAGAAGAAGCGCUUCUAAUCCCGGAGAUUAGUCAGAGAGUGUUUGAUAUUCUCUCUGUCAACUUAAGAAUGGAGGGUACCUGGAUUAAAGAGGGGGCAAAGUUUGAGUGGGUAUCAGAGACAGGAAUCCUUGAGAAUAUAACAACAGUUGUAGACGAGUACAAGAGAUCACGAGGACUUCUGCCAAUAAGACUGUGUGUAAUGGGACCACCAGCUGCAGGGAAGUCUCUGAUAGCCUCCCAGCUCUGCCAACACUACAAACUGCAUCACCUCAAGAUAGCUGACGUUAUACAGCAAUCCAUAGAAAAGCUGAAAAACAUCACGCUAGCUCAUGAGAAGCAGGCAGCUAGAGCGGAGUCUGAGGAAGGAGAGGAGGAUGACGAGUCAGCCCAGCAGGCUCAGGAGACCCUGGACUUGCUGAACGAGAGUAAACAGGAGAAUAAUGAUCGAUACGAAGACCAGUACAUUAUCCAGUUCUUCACGGAGAAGUUGCUUUCUAUGCCGUGUCAGAACCAAGGUUUUGUGAUGGACGGGUUCCCCAAGACCUACAGUCAGGCUAAAGAGCUGUUUGGAAAUAAGGAGGAGGCGGAGGACGAGGACGCACCCAGAUUGGAAUUCAACUCUAAAAUCAUGCCAGAGGUGGUAAUCUCGCUGGAUGCGGAAGACGACUUCCUGAAAAAGCGAAUUAUGAACCUGCCGGAAUCAGUUGUAGCAGGAACUCACAAUACAGAGGACCUGUUCCUAAAGCGACUAGCUGAGUUCAGGGCCAUCAACACAGACGAUCAGACUGUGCUGAACUACUUUGACGAGCUCGAGGUUCACCCUGAGCAUCUCAAUAUUGCAGCUGAUACUUCCUCUAACAUGUCCCAGGUGAUGGAGAAAAUUGUAAAGACUGUUGGUAAGCCCAGGAACUAUGGUCCUACUCAAGAAGAGCAGUUAGAACUUGAACGGCUCGGAAUGGAAAAGAAAAUCAAGAAAGAAGCUCUGGAGAAGUUGGAACUUCAGAGGAAAGAAGAGGAGGAAAAGAAGGAGACACAACGCAGAAAAGAAGAGUGGGCAACCCGUGUAAAAGAGGUGAAGGAGCAGGAGGAGGAAGUGCUGCAAGCUCAGAGCUACCCUCUGAGAAACUACCUGAUGAAGCAUGUCAUGCCCACUCUUAACCAGGGUCUUAUUGAAGUGUGCAAAGUUAGACCUGAGGACGCUAUUGAUUACUUGGCGGAGUAUUUGUUCGAGCACAACCCACAAGUGGAUUGAUGUGUAACUGAGCGACACCACACUGCCGGUUCGGACAUUGAGAGAACGGAUAUAUCCUGUCACAUUCCUUGGAUUCCGGACCUGGAGACCCCAACCUCCGAACUGGCCGCGGUGGAGCAUGAGAUACAUGUGUGUGCUCCCCGAAGUCGAGACAGUUUAGAAAGAGGACAAGGCGGCCCCAUCUCAAGAAACAAAUAUUGGGUGGGGCCGCAGCUCCUUCACUCUAGAUGUUGAAUAGUAUGGUGUCGUUCUUUGCCUUUUUCGAACAAUUUACAGGGAUCUAGAUUUAAAGUAAGAGGCAGCUCUGGAGUGUCGAGUUAGCUGUCGCUUGAAAUAUGCUGAGAUUUAUCUUACAUUACACGAUCGAAUCCAAAA
Messenger RNA from Bolinopsis microptera, 2490 nucleotides. Its product is annotated as adenylate kinase 7-like. Gene Ontology annotation, cellular component: cytoplasm. NCBI's taxonomy places the organism in Eukaryota, Metazoa, Ctenophora, Tentaculata, Lobata, Bolinopsidae. The record is from RefSeq and is a predicted model, not a curated record. Bases 22 to 2115 code for a protein of 697 amino acids. Gene Ontology annotation, biological process: nucleobase-containing compound metabolic process. The transcript is spliced from 17 exons. Gene Ontology annotation, molecular function: nucleoside diphosphate kinase activity; AMP kinase activity; ATP binding.